UUUUGUGAACAUCAGUAGACAACAUCUGCAUUUGGCUAUAAUAUUUGAUUAGUUAAUAUAAGUAUAUAUGAAUAAAAGUAUAUACAAAGAAUAUGUUCGAUUUGGACGUUUACGUGCUAUAAAUGUUUAUUACGCUUUAAGCGCUUAAAUCUUUCGCAGACCAGCGCGAUGUGAACAUCCAAUGAGAAUACUACUUUUCCAGAAGAGCUGCACGCUCACUGGAUAUCGCGCGUCACGUGCGCAUAUCGCAUCGCGCUGGCUGCGAGAGCCAUAAGUUGGUGACGCAUGGUGAUUGUUUUCGUGCUGAAUUACUUUUCAGUUACGAAUGUACUACGCAAGAAGUAUUUAUAUGUAUGUACAUUUUAUGUUUUAUAUAUUAAUAUAAAACAUUUUUCACAUAUAUUUCAUAUUCUAUAAUUGACAAGAAAUGAAUGACGAAGAUGUGAAGCGUCCCGACGAAGAAGAGAGUGAAUUUGGCUUUGAAACCGAGCACGUGGCAUUGAAAGGUAACACGGAUUAUUGCGCAUUUCUAAAAACGAUUGUUACUCUCGAGGCCCAAAGGACUCGAGCUAUAGAAGAUUUGGACAAGCUACUGUCUGUGAAAACCAAAGCGUUGAAGGACCCGAUAUUGUUCGUGGCACAAUUGCAAAAUGGUGAUCUCCCAGAGUUACCUGGUCCACAGAAGAUUGCAGAGAUUCCUUAUGUUGAUUGGCCGAAAUAUAACAUAUCAAUACCAGAUGUACGUAUGAGACCACAAACUCGACAUGGAAAUGUAUUGCCUCAGAUUCAUAUAAAAAAUGAACAAGAAGAUGGAAAGAUUCUAGUCCGUGGUCGUGCUUUCGAUGAAUCCAAGCCUGAAACUUUCAAUCAGUUAUGGACAAAUGAGGAGCAAAAGCGACUCGAAGAACUUUUAGUAGAAUAUCCACAAGAAGAAAUAGAAAUGAAACGUUGGACCAAGAUAGCCAAAGCAUUAGGAAAUCGAACACCUAAGCAGGUAUCUAGUAGAGUUCAAAAAUACUUCAUUAAACUUUCAAGGGCAGGAUUGCCGAUACCAGGAAGAGGGCCUAAAGUCAAAAUAGAUAUCAAGAAAGGCUUAACCCAUAAGCGCAACAGUAACUUUUUAUGGAAACGGUCAACAUUUUUCCCACAUCAAGAUAUUUCUUGUGGUAUAUCUGAUGAAAAUAAAGAACAGCCUGUUGCAGAAGAGUUUGAGGAAGAUACAAUAAAUGAAGGAAUGAAUGACAACCCUGAGUUAAGGCAAAUAGAGUUAUUGCGUCAAGUAAAGAUUGAAAAGGAACAAGAUUCUUCAACAUACAAAAAUAUUGGAUUUAAGUGUACAAUAUGUGAUGAUGAACCUAUAAAGGGUACUAGGUGGCAAUGUGCAGAAUGUAGUGAUACUGUUCUAUGUGGCGAUUGUGCAGUAACACAAUUAGAAGAAGUAAAUCCCAUGCACAAUCCAUAUCACAAAUUACUUCCUAUAAAACCACCGUGUACUAGAAGUUAUGAUCUUGAUUAUCUGCCACAAUGUUUUAACAAUUCUUACAACUAUCUCGAUCCAAACUUCCUACCUGAAUAGCCCACGCAUUUUAUCUUAUUAAAUAUACAUUGAAUAAAUGUAUAUGAGAAUAGGAAUGACGAGUAAAAAAUGAUCAUAUAAAUAACUUAAAUAA
Messenger RNA from Dinoponera quadriceps, 1670 nucleotides. It is a transcript of the gene Atac1, whose product is annotated as ZZ-type zinc finger-containing protein 3. The coding region runs from base 428 to 1576 and encodes 382 amino acids. The transcript is spliced from 5 exons. NCBI's taxonomy places the organism in Eukaryota, Metazoa, Arthropoda, Insecta, Hymenoptera, Formicidae. The record is from RefSeq and is a predicted model, not a curated record. Gene Ontology annotation, molecular function: zinc ion binding.